GGGCGGGCGGCGCACGGGCGGGCGGCGCGGCGCGUAAGAUGGCGGCGCUGCGGGAGGGCGGCCGCUACGCCGUGCGCUGCGGCCGGGCGGCGGGCAACGUGACGGUGCUGCACGUCAAGCUCACCGAGACCGCCGUGCGCGCGCUCGAGAGCUACCAGGGCCGGCAGGAUCUUAUUUCUUCUCAACCUUCAAUUCAGUUUCAAGGACUCCAAGGGCUUGUUAAAAUUCCCAAAGUUGAUCUCCCAAAUGAAGUGCAUACAUUUAACUUCUACUUGUCAAAUGUUGGCAAAGAUAACCCUCAGGGAAGCUUUGACUGUGUCCAGCAAACUGUCUCAAGUUCUGGAGCCUUGCAACUGAGUUGCCUGGGAUUUGUACAGAAUAAAAUUACAGUAUGUGCAACAAAUGAUUCCUAUCAGAUGACCAGAGAGCGCAUGACCCAAGCAGAAGAGGAAUCACGCAAUCGAAGUGCAAAGGUUAUUAAGCCUGGUGGACCAUAUUUAGGAAAAAGAGUACAGAUCAGAAAAGCACCACAAAGUGUUCCAGAUGCUGCGCCUGAGAGGAAGAGGUCGACACCCAUAAACCCAGCAAAUACAAUACGGAAGACUCAUGCAAACAAUACUGUUUCUCAGCGACCGUACAGGGACAGGGUGAUUCACUUACUGGCACUGAAGGCUUACAAGAAACCAGAGUUACUUGCUCGCUUGCAGAGAGAUGGUGUCAACCAGAAGGACAAGAAUUCCCUUGCAGCUAUUCUGCAGCAGGUAGCCAACUUGAAUCCCAAGGAUAACUCUUACACUCUGAAGGAUUAUGUAUUUAAAGACAUUCAAAAAGACUGGCCUGGAUACAAUGAAGUUGAUAAACAGUCAUUGGAAUUAAUACUUUCUAGAAGAGUAAAUUCAUCGCAGAAUACCACCAGCACCAGUCAUUUGGAAUCUCCUGUAACUUCUAAUAAAGAUGCUGCAUCAGCUUCUCCUUCCCAGAAACGCCUCUUGGAUUCUGAUUUCAUCGACCCCCUGAUGAACAAGAAGCCGAGGAUCUCUCACCUCACCAACCGAGUCCAGCCGUCCUUUGGCACCCAACCUCCUGGCCCCAGCGAGAAGGCAGCCCCGGCCCCACCACCGGCAGCCCCGGCCCCACCACCAGCUGCCGCGGCGCCCGCCCCACUGCCCCUGCCCGCCGCGCACCUGCCUGCCUCCAACCCACCCCAGACCGCCAGCUCCAGUUCCCCCACCACCCCUGAGGGGCGCGGGACCCAAGAUCUGCCCGUAGACAGCAUCAGCCAAAACAGCAGUAGCAUCUUUGAGGACCAGCAAGAAAAAUAUACCUCUCGGACUCCCUCAGGAACCCCAGCGCCUGCUGACGGUCCGUUGGAGCAUCAUACCGUGCCGGCAGGCGAGAACGGCACGGCAUUGUACAAAAAAUCCAAGAAGAAGGCCAAAAAGCAUAAGGAGAAGGACCAAAUCAAAAAGCAGGACACUAGGAGUGCAGGCGAAAAGGAGAAGGACCUUAGAAAAGAAGAAACUGCCAAGCUGAAAAACGCCUCCAGUUUGGAGUCAGGUGAAGGAGUUAAAGAAAAUUCCACUGCCUCCACAGAUCCUCCUUCAUCGACAAGUGAACUACCAGACUAUUUCAUAAAAUACAUAGCUAUAGUCUCGUAUGAGCAACGCCAGAGUUACAAGGAUGACUUCAAUGCCGAGUAUGAUGAAUACAGGAAUUUGCAUGCUCGGAUGGAGAAUAUCACCAGGAGAUUCAUGAAGCUUGAUGCACAAAGGAAACAGCUUUCUCCAGGGUCUAAGGAAUAUCAGAUCCUUCACGAGGAAGUCCUAGAAGAGUAUCGAAAGAUACAACAGUCUAGUCCCAACUACCAUGAAGAGAAAUAUAGAUGUGAAUAUCUACAUAACAAGCUGUCUCAUAUUAAAAGACUUAUAGGUGAAUUUGACCAACGGCAAGCAGAGUCAUGGCACUAGUCUUCUGCUUGGACCAGAACAUGUGAAUGAACAGAAGCUUAUUUAUUUAAAGUUCCAGAUGAGUUGCUCUAAGAUUCUAAGAGGCUAGAACUUUUGCAUUACAAAAGUUUCAGUAUUAGUAUACUUGAGUUGACUACUUCUGUUGUUGUUGGUGUUGCUUAUAUGCAUAUUUGAAGCUGCUUUUUCUGGUCCCUUCUUUUCUUCAAGACUUACGUUUGUCCAUUGAAAUCCAUCUUAUUAGUAGGUGCUGGGAUCCCAGCACAACAUCUACUAUGAAGUUGUGCACAUUUUAAGAAAAUAUUGUAGCAAACUGAAGUACUUUUGGAUAAAUAUAAGGCUAUUUUUCUGACCUUUCUUGUUAAUGCAAACUCUUUGCCUUAAAUGGUAGAAGGUUUAGAAAUUUGCACAAAAAAAUUAAAAAAAAAAUCACAUUGUUUUGGAGGGUUAAAGAGGCAUGUAUAUAAGUGCUAUAUACAGCCCAUACUUGUUACAACAGAAACUCAUCACUGCAACUCAAACCCCCAUUGCAAUGGUUGCCUUAAGGUGUUUGCUUGUGUGUAUUUAGUGUAGUUAAAUUAUUAGCUACACUGCUUCCCACUUCGCUGCAGCACCUGGGAAGCACUACGUGGCCUACCAGUGUCUGAAAGUGUGUGCCUGUACUGUGUGCGUGCAAGAAUGUGUGGGUGUGAGCAUGCGUGAUGGGGAAUAAAAAUUAAAAAAAAAAAAAAA
This is a messenger RNA of Cygnus atratus (black swan), 2696 nucleotides long. RefSeq names its product elongation factor for RNA polymerase II 2 (gene ELL2). The transcript is spliced from 12 exons. Bases 39 to 1967 code for a protein of 642 amino acids. Gene Ontology annotation, biological process: transcription elongation by RNA polymerase II; positive regulation of transcription elongation by RNA polymerase II; snRNA transcription by RNA polymerase II. The record is from RefSeq and is a predicted model, not a curated record. Gene Ontology annotation, molecular function: cis-regulatory region sequence-specific DNA binding. Gene Ontology annotation, cellular component: transcription elongation factor complex. NCBI's taxonomy places the organism in Eukaryota, Metazoa, Chordata, Aves, Anseriformes, Anatidae.